Molecule: messenger RNA, 651 nt
Organism: Racocetra persica
Lineage: Eukaryota; Fungi; Glomeromycota; Glomeromycetes; Diversisporales; Gigasporaceae
Source: the annotation of a GenBank genome assembly
AUGUUUGCAAAAAAUUUGUCUUCAAAGGAGAAACGUGCUUUAUCAACUGCACUUGAUUUAAUAAAGAACUUUGACAAUAAAGUUUUUCAUAUUUUUGAAGAUGGAGAAAGCUCUUAUAGCAUUAUUGGCAGUCAAAAAUUAAGUAUGAAGAUGUACUGCAUAGUAAUUCCUGAAGUUGCCAAACUGAAACAAAGUUAUGAUAAACAAUUAUUUGAACUUGAUAAUUAUAAAAAUAGGAACACAGAAGGAGAAGAUAAUUCUGACGUUGAUAUCCCGAAGCAUGUUAUCCUUUAUAAGGAUGAUAAAAAAAGGAUAAUUUCAUACUUCAAGAACUUUUUUGAUCCAAUCAACGCUGAUCUAUCUAAACAAAUAACUGACAAUUUUAACUUGGAGUUUAAGAACCAAAAAGAAUUUGCUGAUUUUCUUUUAAAUCAAAUAGAAACUAAAGGAAAGAAAUUCAAUAAAAAAGUUGGUGUGAGUACUGUUAAUGAAUUUGUAAAUGCCAGAAGUAAAGCUAUCAAAGCUAUUAAAAUAGAUGAAGCAUUUAGUAGUGUGGUGAUUUCAUUAACAUCCAUUUAUAAAUCAAAAUCUGAACCUCUAAUAGAUUAUUUGAUCACAGUUAAGGAUAAAUAUGAAUUUGAAUACGAUUAG